AAAACGUUGAUGAACGUCAAAGUGCAAACAACAUUAAGAAGAACUUUUGUUUCGUUUGUAUUAAUUGUGCCAAAAAGGGUUUUAUUUAUUCAUCAACGAUAAAAAUGUCUUUGUUUCCAGCAUAUUCAAAUAUAGCCAGUACCUCACAAAUUGAUGAAAUACCAACAACCUCAACGCAAAAAGAGAAAAAACAAGAUUGGCUGGCAAAUUCAAGUUUUCAAGCGAUAUCAAAUGAAGGACGAAUCGACGUUGCUGAUGUUGAGCUAAUUGAGUCGAGCGAAGAUGAACCAUCGCAACCAAAACCAAAAAAACAUUCGAAAAAGAAAAAGAAAAAAGAUCAUAAACAUCACAAAGAGAAACGAGCGAAAAUUGACACCACUGCCGCCAUCGUAACCGAAAAAAUUGAACCAAAGCUGGAAUUUACAGGCAAAGAAGAUUAUUAUGUAGAUAAAAAACCGUGUAAUAACUACUAUUCAAUGGAUACAUUGAAGAAAGGCGAUGCAGCCCGUUAUCGAAUACAUUUUCAUCAUGUUGGCACAUUAACAUCGGAACAAUGGCGAAUAUUACACCGACGAUCCAAAGACAAGGCCAAACGAUAUUUUACAAAAUACAAAUUAUCGUCGUCAACCGAAAAAACCAAAGAAGAUGGUCCACCGGUGACUGUCGAUGAUGAAAAGGUUACUACCAAGACACAUCGACUAACUGAGGAGGAAUUUACAGCGAACACCAAAGUUCUCAACAAGAAUUUAUUAGCAAAUUCCACCGACAUUGAUUUGUGGUUGGAAUUUAUUCGUUUUCAAGAACAUUUCUAUAUGAAAAUGUCCAAAGUGCAAUUGGCCGAACGAAAAAUGGAACUUUUGAAUAAAGCGCUACGGGAUAAUCCGAGUAACGAACGACUUUAUCGCGAAUAUAUCGACAUUCUUGAACAAGCAUAUCCAUCAUUUGAAGUGAGCAAAUUUUUGGACGCUCUCAUACAAAAAGAUCCAGCCAAUUAUACUCUAUGGAAUGCUCAAAUAAUGUCAACGCAAGGCUCGAUGGCACGUUGCCGUGUGCCCGACGUAAUGGCAUUGUAUGAAAAAUGUAUGAAAAAUAUGUACAAACGAAACCGAUGCAACGAAGUAACACUUAGACUUUUCAAUAGCUGCGCAUUAUUUCUGCGUCAAUCGGGAUUGAGUGAGCAAUUUUUUGCCCUUUUAACAUUGGCCCUCGAGUUGAAUGUGAGCGAAAAUAAAUUUUCAAAAGUUCAAUCGAAAGAAUCGGAUCAAAAUUCAUUGAUCGAAUAUGAAGAGAUUGUGUUGAAAUCCGGUUUGCCAAUGAAUGAAAUAUGGUUGCGAGUUGAAAAAUUGCGACAAAAUUAUUAUUUUUUGCCAUGUCCAAUGGAUCGAUCGUGUAGUGAUCCGCAACGUGUUGUACUAAAUGAAGACAUUUACCACUAUAUAUAUCCAUUGUCGAAUCGAGAGUAUGCAUUCAAUUUGGUGAUAAUAGUUUUGAGGCUGCUGAAAAUUCCAUUGUUCGACAAUUGUCGAUUGAAAGCGAGCAUAUUCAAUUCGUAUGAUGUUGUCAACAAUUGUGAUAAUCUCUGUGAUUUUGAUUGUAUUGAAGAAAUCACGCCAAUCUUUUUGCAUCGAACCAUAUUGCAUUCAAAUAAAACAUUCGACGAUAUUAUAUGGUGUACGAUUCGUGAUUUCAGCAUUGGACCGUCGUUCAUAACAACACACAUUGGACAUGAAUUGUACAUUAAAUAUUUGGGAGAAAUACUGCUAUUGUGCGCUGAAUGUUAUACAAAUCGAACGGAUCAAUCGAAUAAACGAAAUAUUUUCGUAUUGCUAUUGUUACGAUUGGAACGAAUUGUGAUGGCAUUCGAUGUCUAUAUGAAUAAAUGGAACGAAGAUAAAACGAAACGACUUCGAACGAAAAUCAAAAAUUUAUUAAAACGCGACGAGAACCGAAAUUGUUUGGUAUUUUAUGUUGAAUUUGCACAAAUUGAAUACGACUUAAAGCGAAUCGAACAAGCUGAACAUAUUUACAUAGCGGCAAUAAGUCAAAGUAAUCCGGCCGUCGAUGAUGAUUGUACACGAUCCGAAUACUGGUAUGUAUGCAUAUCACUGAUUGAAAUGCUGAUUCGUGAACAACAAAUGAAUAAGGCAUUGAAUUUACUCAAUGCAAUUGCACUGGACAAGAAGAUCGAUGCAAAUGAUUAUGAAAAUUGUGAAAUUAGCGAAGCAUCCAAUUUGCUGGCAUCAAAAAAAUUGGACGAUCGCCUAAAAAACAUGUGCUUCAUCGAACGAAAUGUAACCAUUAUGGAUAUUACACAGAGCUUUCAACCCGACUACCUGAUUUGUGUAAUAAAAUCGAAUAUUUAUCAUAAAAUAUUGUGGCGUAAAUCAAAAGUGGAUGCUGUUAAACAAAUCGAAGUAUUGCUUAAAUCAUUCCCCGAGAAAAAUGCACGACACGAAUUUAUUCGCGAACAAUUGUACGAAAUGUACGCUGAUUUAUUGCUGUACAAAUUGGCAAAAUGUUCAAGUUCAGUUACGCUUACCGCUGAAAAUGAAAUAUUCACCAUGAUAAGCCGGGGAAUUGAAGAGUUUCCAACAAAUAUGCAUCUACUCAAAUGUGCUGCCAUGUGUCAUAAUCAACCGUGGCAUCGCAUACGCGCCCUCUUAGUUAAACACCAUUCACCAAUUGCCAUUAUGUUUCUAGUGAUUGCUGCUCAAUUUCGAUACAAAAAAUAUGCAGUAACACAAUUUGAUCAGAACCAAAGAUUACAGCCCAUCGAUUUGGAGUAUUUGAAUGUUUUAUCAGCCGAUGUCAAAGACAUUGAAAACGCAUACAAAACACGUAUCACCAAUUUGCUGAAAAAAUUCACCGAUCACGAGGCACCCACUCGUAAAAAUUCAUUACUAUGGCGUCUCUAUUUACGGAGUUUGCUCGAUGUUUCCAAUGAUUUUGAUAAAUGUCGAAACAUUCUAUUGACUGCACUCAACGAAUGUCCAUGGAAUAAGGCUCUUUAUUUGGAUGGAACGGUGUAUGUGCCACAAGAGUUAGCCCAUCUCCAAGAUUUAAUAAUUGAAAAACAACUUCGAAUUUAUGCGAUGCCAGAGGAGUUGGAAAUUUUGCGGAAUUUCGAUGAAGUUCAAUAAAUGUUAUCCCAAAUGUUUAAUUCAAUUUAAUUCAAAUCAAAAUCUUGUAUUUACAAUUACAAUAAAAUAUACAAAGAAUAGAAAAUGGUUCAAGCUGUAUAGCUCCCUUAGA
Messenger RNA from Contarinia nasturtii (swede midge), 3252 nucleotides. Its product is annotated as nuclear exosome regulator NRDE2. The record is from RefSeq and is a predicted model, not a curated record. The transcript is spliced from 5 exons. Gene Ontology annotation, cellular component: catalytic step 2 spliceosome. The coding region runs from base 105 to 3140 and encodes 1011 amino acids. Lineage: Eukaryota; Metazoa; Arthropoda; Insecta; Diptera; Cecidomyiidae. Gene Ontology annotation, biological process: RNA processing; regulatory ncRNA-mediated post-transcriptional gene silencing; negative regulation of RNA catabolic process.